AUGUCAGGAGCCGCAUCUGCGUCUGAAAGAGUCGCCUCAACUGAUGAUACCGAGACAAAGAGGCGUCGGGUGGAUAACGCAACACAACUCGGGGGAUUAUCGAGAAGAGAACAAGCGCCCACGGCCAAACCCACAUCGACAUAUGGGGAUAUGAAGCAGAAACCGGCAUGGUUCAAGGGCGAUGAGGACAAGAAUAUGAAAUACGAAAAGUAUGGUGAACGGUCGAAUAUAGCAUCUACAUCGUAUGCUAGUGAAAGGGCAGAGACUUCUGGCGUGUCAACAUAUCAACGACGAGGGGAGGAGCAAGAUUCACGAUUGAACAGAUUAAAACGUGCUAGAGAAACGAUCGAAAGAGAUUCUUCUCCGCGCAGAGAACAACAACAUCAGGGAGGCGGCGGCGACGUCGUCGACGAUGAUGACGAGGGCGAAGAUGAAUCAAUUCAGCCCUAUUUGCAUCUUGAUGUGGCUAAUCCCUCAACGACUCGUACACGAACUGACAACUAUCACACUUUCCAUAGUAGAAUUAAGGACAAAGAAAGUGGGGAUAUCAAUAGUAUUGUCAGGCAGCACUACAAUCAAAGAACCCAACAGUCCAAAAGGCAAGGACCCAGGACUAGUUCUCCAAUCUACAAAUUGAGGAAUUUCAACAACACAAUCAAGUAUAUUCUACUUGGCAAUUGGGCAAAGCAUGACCCUGAGUCUUCGCCAUUGUUUUCGAUACUAGACUUAUGUUGUGGUAAAGGGGGAGAUUUGAACAAGUGCGAGUUUCUAAAAAUCGAUCAAUAUAUAGGAAUUGACAUUUCUGAUUUAUCAGUCAGGGAAGCCUUUGAUAGGUAUUCAAGACAGAAAGCAAGGUUUAAACCACGGAAUGGUGCACGAGCUGACAACAGAUACAACUAUGAAGCUUGCUUUGCCACUGGUGAUUGUUUCACGCAGUAUGUUCCUGACAUCUUGGAACCCAACUUUCCUGGAAUCAUUGAGAAAACAUUUCCUGUUGAUGUUGUGUCUACUCAGUUUGCUCUACACUAUGCGUUUGAGUCCGAAGACAAGGUGCAUACUUUGUUAACCAACGUUUCCAAAUCGUUGCGAGUGGGUGGGCGUUUUAUUGGGACUAUACCUUCCUCCGACUUCAUCAAGUCAAAGAUUGUUGACAAGCAAUAUUAUAGAGAUGCCAACACCGGAAAGAUAAAGCUCGGUAAUGGAUUGUACUCUGCCACGUUUGAUAAGGAACCACCCGAGGAUGGCGUGUUUAGACCCCCCUUUGGUAAUAGAUAUAGUUAUUGGUUGAAGGAUGCGGUUGAUGAUGUUCCAGAAUACGUUGUGCCCUUUGAGAUCCUUCGAGCAAUUUGCGAAGAGCACAAUUUGGUUUUAAAGUAUAAGAAGAAUUUUAUUGACAUUUUUAACCAGGAGAUACCACGGUAUUUUGGAAAGUUGAAUAAGAAUUUGAUUGAUGGAUUAAGGCGCAGUGAUGGCAAGUACGGAGCGGAGGGAGAAGAGAAAGAAGCCGUUGGGUUUUACAUAGGCUUUGUUUUUGAAAAAGUUGGAUGA
Lodderomyces theae is the source of this 1548-nucleotide messenger RNA. It is a transcript of the gene ABD1, whose product is annotated as mRNA (guanine-N7)-methyltransferase. Lineage: Eukaryota; Fungi; Ascomycota; Pichiomycetes; Serinales; Debaryomycetaceae. The transcript has a single exon. Gene Ontology annotation, cellular component: nucleus. Gene Ontology annotation, molecular function: mRNA 5'-cap (guanine-N7-)-methyltransferase activity. The record is from RefSeq and is a predicted model, not a curated record. Bases 1 to 1548 code for a protein of 515 amino acids. Gene Ontology annotation, biological process: 7-methylguanosine mRNA capping.